Molecule: messenger RNA, 1359 nt
Organism: Anolis sagrei ordinatus
Lineage: Eukaryota; Metazoa; Chordata; Lepidosauria; Squamata; Anolidae
Source: RefSeq, a predicted model, not a curated record
UUUUUUUUUUCUGUUUCAGAUGGAACAAAUAAAAAGGGCAAAUAAACUGUUUACAAAUGACUGUAUGUAUCUGAAGAAAACAUUGAAUAUCCCUGUUAUAUCUGAGAAGCCAUUGCUAUUUAAUGGACUUAAUGCACUGGAGUCUCCUGAGAAUGAAUCUGACAGCCUGUCGUCUUGUGAAGAAGGUCCAGUGACAGUUCAAGAAGACAACUCUUCACCCAGUCCUCCAGAAACUGACAGUCUGCCUCCUCCACCCGAAGAGUUAUCUGCCAAAGAUUUUCUACACAGACUGGAUUUACAGAUUAAGUUGUCCAAGCAGGCAGCUCAGAAAUUAAAACCAGAAGACAGCAGGGAGGACGAUGAAGAAAAUUCCUAUGCAACUUCUUCCUAUCAGCAGUAGAAGAUUGUGAAGAGCUCGACUGAAAGCAGUUCUUACAGAACUAGAUAUCUGAAGUUUCAAAAGCAAAUCUUUUGGAUUGAUUUUAUUAUGAUGUACUUGUUACAAGUCGAACACAGAUGAUUCCAUUAAAUAUACUUGCACUAAAAUGAUUUCGUCUUCUGCCUUCUGCAGGCCGGUGUCCUUUUACGAUCCAUUAAAAAAGGAAGUGAGCCUUCCAGCACUAGCGAUUGCCUUCAUUGUUUCUGCUAUGGAAACAUAGCACAGUAGCAACAAGGCUUUGCUUCCAACUAAAGUAUUCCCCAUAGAAUCAAUUUCUGAAUAAUUUGUGGUGCAUAUCUCAUUGAUUCACUGGGUCUUCUUUACUUGGGACAAGCAAUUGGAUUUAGCAGCUCAUCCCGGACACCAUUUUGUUGCAGGAUCUUUGAGUAAGAGAUGUACAUACUUGUAAAAUGACGUGUAAAAGGGAUGAAAUAUUUAUGAUAGAAAUCAUUUUCAUGGAGCCUUGAGGCAAAUAGGCUUGCCAUGCAAACUGUCUUGAGUAUCAAAGCUGGAUUGGGUGUGUCUGUGUGUUUGUUUGUAAGUGAACAGAUAUAUAAAAUACAUGUAUAAAAACAUUGGUGUUCUCAAACCAGUUUUAGCCAGUAGUUUUGAGAAUACUAUGUUGGAGUUUUAAUGUGUAUACGACAAAAUAUUUUGUGUGAAAACUUCUUUUUUUAAAAAAAAACAAAGGGAAAUCAAAUAGUUUAAUGUAUUUUUCCUUGUGUUACAAUGUACAUGGCUUCUUUCAGAAAUAUAUAACUUUCAUGUGAUAAAUAUAAAAUGCACUUUAAGAAAGUGACUUAUAUUUGUUGAUCUACCUGUUUGGACAGAAAGCACAAAGCGUCUAGUUAUUUGCAAGCUCAUUUUAAAAUAUAUUUUUGUGUUUCACUAUGGCUGUAUUAAAAGUUCUGAAGUCGUCA